GCCGGUCAUUGCCUUCCUUUUGCUACAUCAAUAGCAUCAACACGGACAUAUCACGUUUCUGAACUUUGACAAUACCUAUCUCAAACCCAUAAUCCUCAGAGAGUCACCCCACCCCCGAUGUCCCCGGGUCGUCCUGGGUCGGAAUGCCAUGUUACUUAUCAUUAGAAUUCUCCUUCGUCUGGACACCGACCUUGACGAGGAUCUCACCUCCCCAGUUCCGGCUCUUGACUCUCUACGUCAAUGGCACCCAGACUCACCAAGCUGAUCCUGACCUUUUUCCGCCCCCCGGAUGCACAGAAUGGCCCAGCCAUUUCUCAAAGCACCAUCCAUGUUCCAAGAACGAGGACGCAUGCCUGCAAUGUAAUGCGCGGGGGGGAGUACCGGUCGGUAUGGGGUUCCGACACCCGAGUUGUUUUGGGAGCGUCCCCAAGACAGUCAGACAUGAAAGUUGCCGAUCGGGUACCCUUGCAUCUGGUUGGUUGCCAUCUCCGCGACAUGGUGAUGGUCGAACUGGACAAAUCCGCAUCCCUUUCCGGGAGAGGGUCUGACGUAUGUGAUCUCUCCGAAACCUUGGAAGAACGAGUGGAACUCGUGCUCGGUGACAUAGCCAGAGAGGCCAUCAACGGAGACAGUUGUGUUGUUGGGGUCCGUGAACUGGUUCAUGGGCUGCAUUGGGUUGAAGGGGCCUUGGUUGAAGUACGG
Molecule: messenger RNA, 702 nt
Organism: Canariomyces notabilis
Lineage: Eukaryota; Fungi; Ascomycota; Sordariomycetes; Sordariales; Chaetomiaceae
Exons: 1
Source: RefSeq, a predicted model, not a curated record